CGACUCGUGCUACCCCAAUAAGACCUCAAAACGUAAACAGGAAGAAACUUUCCCAUUGGGACCCAUUAUAAAAACUAGGACCAAUUUAGCCUCCAGGAUGAACCUCUCUCAAUUGUUGCGCUCUGAUCGUCACAGCACCACUUAGGAAAUUGCGUCCAUUUUGGUGACAAAAAGGAUCCAACAUUCAGUUCCUUCUUCGUAUGAAAAGAGCCAAAAUGGGUUCUGUCGGAUAUCGGUUUCGCACGUUCUAUGAACGAAGCGCAGUCAUUUCUGGCAAUCACGAAUAUGCUCGACAAACAGCCACUGAGCGAACUUAUUUUGUGACACAGAAUAAAAUAUUGAUUUUAGCCAUGAGACAUUUUAAACCAUUAGUGUCUAGUUAGAUCGCUACAUUUUUUUUAUUUUUUGUACGACUAUAUGAAGGUUUGUUUUAACCUACUACCUGAAGCAGACAACGGGUUGUACAAAAGCUUGAAACACAAAGAGAAGAGUGAAAAGUCUACUAUUGAGAACUCUAUAUCUGACAACAGAGAACACUGCUUUCUUGCCACUCUGAUGUCUGGGUGUUCUCUCAAGAAAAGUGUCCUGGAGGCUAAAGGGCACAAAAACAGUAUUUAAACAUCCAGAGACACAGAUAACUGGGAUUCCUUGACAGACACCCUGUGCAGUGACUAGACCCCUCCUACACACUCUUACCUCAGACUGAAGCCAUGUCAUCUGGUACAGAGACAGUGCACUAUAUCCAUCUGCACAACUCCAGCCAAUCAGUCCUGGAGGCCUUGCGCUCCCAGCGCCGCGAAGGCCUUUUCUGUGAUGUGACAGUGCGCAUCCAUGAUUCCUCACUGCGGGCUCAUGCCUGUGUUCUGGCAGCUGGUAGCCCUUUUUUUCAGGACAAACUGCUACUGGGCCACUCAGAGAUCUCUGUGCCACCUCUCGUACCUGCAGAAACGGUCAAGCAACUGGUAGACUUCAUGUAUAGUGGGUCAUUGGUGGUGCUCCAGUCCCAGGCUCUCUGCAUCUUGACUGCUGCCAGCAUCUUACAAAUAAAGACUGUCAUUGAUGAGUGCACCCAAAUAAUUUCUCAAAAGAGGGGGAGUGCUGUUACUGGCACCGGGGGUAUUCUGCCUAAACAGGAGGAGAGAGGGGGUAAAGGGAGGGAGAGGGGUGGUGGAGGGAGUGGCAGUUUCCAGACCUUCCCCAAUUUUGGAGUCAGUGACUGUAGUUCAGGUAACAUGAACACAAGUAUAAACAACAAUGUCAGUGGGAGUGAGAAUGACACGGGCAACCCGGAACAGUCAAGCCCAGUGGGAUUGAUCCCACUUGUAGGAAUGGGACCCAGUUCUGGGUGUGCAUCUGGUGGUUUGACUGGAUCAGUUUUAUUAAAACAAGGCACUGCUUGCACCCAAGAUGUGAGGUACAAGUUACGAGACCUGCUUGCGCAGACUGCUAAUGGUAGCACCAGUCAGCGGGACAGCGGGAGUGUCAGUGUUUGCUGUAACACAAGCGGUAACAGAGAGGAAACCAUUUGUGGGAACAUGACUGACCUAAGUGUUGUAAACUGUGAACCUGUCCCGGGAUUGGAAAGAUACAGUGAGGAGGAGAUGGACGGACGAGAGAGGGAGCGUGAAGGAGAUAGGGAACGAGGAGGAGGACACAGCAGAAAACAGAGACAGCCACUCAGGUUACAGGUUCUUGGGGGAGAGCAAGUUGUGGUGAAAGAUGAAGGGGGGGAGGAGACACAGGGAGGGGUUUUUGAAUUGGAGGAAAGAAGAGAGGGAGAGCAAGUGAACACGCAGGAAUCCAUGGAAACAUACAGUCAGGAGGGGGUGUUCUAUGAUGAGGGUGCGGCAUAUUCAGAAAGUUUUUGGUCACAGACAGCGACAGAGUCUGAGUACCCACCAUCCUCUGAGCCUGUGACAUUUAACACCAGAGGAAGAGUCAGCAAGCCAAUGUCUCCACAACCCUCUUCGCAAUCAAUCAACAACCAGCUGCUGUUUCAGUAUCCAGUCAGCCAGUCACAGUCAUCACCAUAUUUUGUCAGUGGAUCUAUGGUGAUUGACAGCAUGGGGGGAGCAGAGCCAAACCAACAGGUUCCACCUCCAGCACCAAUGACUCCUGCUCCUUCCACAAACUCUUCCUGUGCGGCAGGCCCUUCCCCUUCCUCCCAGGGAUCUGAGACAUCCUUUGACUGCACUCACUGUGGGAAGAGUCUACGAUCCAGAAAGAAUUACAGCAAGCACAUGUUCAUACACUCUGGUCAGAAGCCCCACCAGUGCAGCAUUUGUUGGCGCUCUUUUUCCCUGAGAGACUACCUCCUCAAGCACAUGGUGGUACACACAGGAGUGCGGGCUUUCCAGUGUUCUGUGUGUGGUAAACGUUUUACCCAAAAGAGCUCGCUCAAUGUUCACAUGCGCACCCAUCGUGCUGAGCGCACCUUCUCCUGUGCUGUGUGCCACCGAGCCUUCACCCACCGCACCUUGCUGGAGCGUCACGCCCUGCAGCAUACCAACAUCCUGUCCCCCAAGCCUGGCCCACCUUCUUCCGGAUCCACCACAAUGGGCACCGGCCUCACCACUGUGAACAUAUCCAGUAAUGGUGGCACUACUUAGAUUUUGAUGCGUUUGAUAAGGAAGAGCAGGAUGAGAUGUAUAUUUUUAAUUUCAUUCCGACGGAAUUCACAGGAGCACACACACAGCUUUUACCAGAAAUGCUAACUAAAAACACUAGAUGGUGCAGUGGUUUUACCUCUUCCAUUCAAUCUAGGAGGAAAAAUUGAACACAAAAUAAUUUCCUCCUGCCCUGAAAUGUGACUGAGGUAUCAUCCAAUACUGAAUUAUAAUGUAUAGGCUACAGCUACAUUGUACAGGUACAUUAUCAUUCAAAUGUCUCCUGUUCACUAAUGUCUCAUGUAAAUGACAUUGGGACGGGACAGGAGUGGAGGCCAGAGGGUGAGGACGGAAUAUACUGCAAUAAAUUAGAGGAGAGAUGAGGCUUUUUACCAAAAGAAUUUCAGGCAAAGAUUAGUACCAUUUGAUUUAUAUGCAUCACAAAAAAAUAUGUUUUAAGUGAAAUGCAUUUGCUGAAAGCCUCAAAGAACAGGAAAUUAAAUUGAUCAGCCCAGACAUUCAGCAAAUGCAAACAUUUCACAUAAAAUAGUUUUUGUGAUUCAUUUCCUUAGUUUUUACACUAGCAGGUUAAAUUAAUACUUGGUAGGUGCCUAUAAAAAUGCCUUGGCUGAGAACUUGGCUUACAUGAAAGAAUCUAUUCGGCCCACUUCCUAAUUAAACAAUCUCUUGUGAGCCAUUCUUCCAUUUCUUGUACGCGGAUGCCAUCGACGCAAAAAAUGACUAAAAUGGUUACUAUAUAUACAUUACAUUACAUUAUUGCGUUAUUGGCAUUUGGCAGACGCUCUUAUCCAUAAGGACGUACAACAAAGUGCAUACCCAUAACCAGGGAUAAGUGCGCUGAAAGACCCUAGAGGGAAGUACAAUUUCAAUUGCUACCCGUACAACAAAGAUAAGGACCAGGGCCAAUUUUUUUUUUUUUUUUUUUAACAACAAAUAAACAAACAACAAUAUAUACACAUGGUUAUGGCUGUGCCUGGUCUGCUUAGAAACACAAUUGUUACAACCAUAAUGCUAGACAAAUCUGCUACAGAAUUUAAUGACAAUAUCACUAAAAAAUAACAUGCAUUGUUUUUUCUAAGCUACAGUAUGUCUAGGUGGGUUUCCAAGAAGGCCACACAAAAGGUGACCAUGGUAACCAAAUAAUAUUAUGGGUCUUAAUAUAAUUGUAAGAAUGAUCAAUAUAUAGUAAAAUAUUAUGUAUUGUGUACUAAAUUAUCCUGGGAUAAGUGUUCUGAAAAAGUUCCCCCCCGCCUGUCACCCUACCCUUACCUCUCCUUGAUCUCCCCUCUGGCAGGAGCAGGUCCUGAAGAUUUUGCAAAAUAAUACAAUUAUUUAAAUAAUAAUAUCUAGUAUACUAAUAUAUUGAUCAAGGUCCAUUUAUUGAACCUCCAUCAAAAAGUAAAACACAUCCUGCAAUUUCUCCUGCCAUUUAUGAUUCAAAAACAAGCCUGCUCCUUGUAAGAGUACUGAAUAAUAAUAAUAUUUAGAUGCUCUCCGAUAUGAAAUGGGAUCACUUCAACUGUGGAGUCAAAAGCAUUUUCCCUGACCACCUCAGAUAUAUUCUUCCAAGGCCUCCAAAAGCAGAGUCUGAAUAAUGGUUUUUUCUGGGGGGUUUUUGAGUCUCAACGUGUGUCCUUGUGCAGCCAGAAAAAUCUGUGUUGUUUUAUGCAAGCUUAGUCAUCCUCAGUCCUCAGUCAUCACUUUAAUAGCAUACCCCUAGCCGGUUGUAUGCUGAGCAGAAGUUAUACUGUAGUUGUUUGUUUUAGAGGGAAUUGCCAAUAAUGAGUGACUGCUUUACCGGCACUGGUCAGAAAACCUCAUUGUUGGGCAUCCUUUUAUGUAUGAAAUGGCAAGUAUGAAAUAGCAAAAUUAACAACAAUGAUAUUUCCUCCAAAUAAAUUUUAAGUAAGCAAUGGGCAUUCUAUCAAUGUUUCUCCAAGUUAGCAUAUCUUUGGAAUUAAAAACAAUGAUGGAUUUAGUUAUCAAUUAUAAGAAUACCAACUUUGCCCUCCACUCCUUAUCUGUCCACACACUCCUUAUCCUUAUGUCCCACAUCUAUCCUUGCUGUGACAAGUUUACCAGCUUUACAAUAAUUCAUGUUAUCUUUAGAUUUUAAAAACUGUGAGGACCCCCCAGGCUUGUUUUGUUACUCCACAUGUUACAAACUAAGGAACCAUUGUCACGAAAGCAAUGGCAUUGUAAAAUAGUUCACACAGAUAGAAAGUUUUAAGCUUUCAAACUGUAUAUCCUGUGAUCAUAUUAAUUGACAAUUGCACAGUGAAAAUAAAUUAAUGAAUGCAAAAAAAUAAAAAACGCUCUCUGGCUAAAUAUGGUUCAGUACAGUGCGACUUAUGGGGUUAACAUCUCAACCUACUAAUAUAUUUGUCCACAUGUAAAUAGGACUACAAAUGUGUUUUAGGGCUGUUGUGUCACAAUGUUUAGUUUAAAAGAACGUACUGUAUUGCUUAUCAUUAUAAAGCAUGCAUUUACCUGACCGUGUACCUUUACAUUAUUUUUGUAAAAUAUAAAAUCAACAUUUUCAAUUGCAUUUGUUAUUUUUGUGAAAUGUGGUGUACUGUUCACUUGCAUCUAUUCUUUUUGUUACUUCCUCAUUUCCAUUAUGCUUUAUGUCACAUAACAUUCCUUGGUCUAAACAUUUUCAGAUCAGAUGCGACUUCUGUUUUCUGUUUUUCAAAAAUUCUGUUAUUCUUUUGUUAUUUCUUGACUGCUGUUUGUGCAGGGCUGCCUAAUGGUGGGCAUAUGCAGAUUGUCAAGAUACCACUACAUGCUUAGAUUUUUUCUUGAUUUUCACUUUCACUUUUUAGGACACUGGCAUUUAUUUUUUGUGAUUAAAGUACAAAAAUAUAUCA
Messenger RNA from Conger conger (European conger), 5497 nucleotides. RefSeq names its product zinc finger and BTB domain containing 45 (gene zbtb45). NCBI's taxonomy places the organism in Eukaryota, Metazoa, Chordata, Actinopteri, Anguilliformes, Congridae. The record is from RefSeq and is a predicted model, not a curated record. The transcript has 6 exons. Bases 711 to 2609 code for a protein of 632 amino acids. Gene Ontology annotation, biological process: regulation of immune system process; regulation of cytokine production; negative regulation of transcription by RNA polymerase II. Gene Ontology annotation, molecular function: protein binding.